This is a messenger RNA of Paramecium octaurelia, 248 nucleotides long. Lineage: Eukaryota; Ciliophora; Oligohymenophorea; Peniculida; Parameciidae. The record is from the annotation of a GenBank genome assembly.
AUGUUGUUUUUGAUUGUUCAAUGCUCUAAUUACAUUUGUUAAACUUCCUGUUGCAAUUAUUAGAAUCAAUGUUCCUUGAAUGAUUGUACUCAUUUUGACUAUGUUAAUAUCAAAUUUAAAUUUAGAAAGACACGAUUAAUUACUUUACAUUAUCAAUUCAAUUAGCUUUUUUAAUAAUAUCAAUAGCUAUCCUUUUUUUAUCAAAUACUCCAAGUUAUUAAGUUGUCCAACGUAGAUAACCAUAAUGA